Molecule: messenger RNA, 44303 nt
Organism: Podarcis lilfordi (Lilford's wall lizard)
Lineage: Eukaryota; Metazoa; Chordata; Lepidosauria; Squamata; Lacertidae
Source: the annotation of a GenBank genome assembly
AUGCAUUGUUACAAAUGGCUCUCACUCGCACUGACCCUGGCUCAGCUUGGGCCCUGUUUUCCCUGUACGCACAAGUGUAACCCCGAUGACUUGGAGCAAGCAUUUGUGAGACGUCAGAGAGUGAAACAUGGCGGGGUCCGGAACCUGCUGGUUGUACAGGAAGAACUGAUGUUAACACAUUCUUUGAAAUCGGGCCAGGUACAGUAACUCUUUCUGUGGGAGGUUUAACAUCUCGUUGAGGUGUUGAUUAGUACCUGCUUGCUUUUCUAAAUCUUCCCUCAAUCUGGCCUUGUGAAAGAACAGUCUCCUUGAAGCCUUUCUUCUGAGAUGUGCAGCAAUAUACAGCAAUACCCGAAGAAUAAGCACCAUCUUUGCCCUUCUUGCACUGUUUAACGAUCUGCUCCAUGUUUUCAAAGAUGCUUUAGCAUCAGAGAAUCUGAAAGAUCUCCUGUCCAGGUUUUACUUGGGACUGGAGGACUUGGUCAGAGAGCCAUGUAAGAUUCUGUGUUAGGACUGUCAGACAGGCAGGAUCAUCCACAGGUCAGAAUGAUGACUCAAGACUCAAUGUGCAGUCAGCUUUUUCAUUCAGAAAAGGAAAACACAGCAGAGUUCACUCAGGCUCAUCUGCCCUAGUUGAAGACAUUGUUGGGGCUGGCAUCUGUCCCCUCCUUCCCUCUUUAUUUUUUUUUUUUUAAAUGAUAUUUAUUAAAGUUUCACAAAAAUACAGAAAACAAAGAAAAAAGUAUAAAUUACAGCAAAAAAGUAAAAAGUAAGAAAAAACAUACAAAAUAAAACAAUUAAAAACACAAUGAUGUUCCAUAACCUAUCUUCCUUACUCUUAUUUCCCCAGACCUCCUCAUACCUCCCUUCUUUGUAUUCCAAUUCAGUUUGUUGGUUCAGCAAAUCCUUACCAUUAAUCUUUUACCCAAUUGUUAACCUUUUUUUUCAUGUCUCUUAAAGCAUUACAGCUAAAAACCUCUUAAUUUCUAUCCAACAUCCUUCUAAAGUUCCUUAAUUUUACAAUAUUUCUGUAAAUAGUCCUUAAAUUUUUUCCAAUCUUCUUUCACCGACUCUUCUCCCUGGUCUCGGAUUCUGCCAGUCAUUUCCGCCAAUUCCAUGUAGUCAAUCACCUUCAUCUGCCAUUCUUCCAAAGUGGGUAGAUCUUGUGUCUUCCAAUACUUUGCGAUAAGUAUUCUUGCUGCUGUUGUAGCAUACAUGAAAAAGGUUCUGUCCUUCUUUGGCACCAGUUGGCCGACAAUGCCCAAGAGAAAGGCCUCUGGUUUCUUCAGAAAGGUAUAUUUAAAUACCUUUUUCAGUUCAUUGUAUAUCAUUUCCCAGAAAGCCUUAAUCUUUGGGCACGUCCACCAAAGGUGAAAGAAUGUACCUUCAGUUUCUUUACAUUUCCAACAUUUAUUAUCGGGCAAAUGAUAAAUUUUUGCAAGCUUGACUGGGGUCAUGUACCACCUGUAUAUCAUUUUCAUAAUAUUCUCUCUUAAGGCAUUACAUGCCGUAAACUUCAUACCUGUGGUCCAUAACUGUUCCCAGUCAGCGAACAUAAUGUUAUGUCCAACAUCUUGUGCCCAUUUAAUCAUAGCAGAUUUCACCGUUUCAUCCUGAGUAUUCCAUUUCAACAGCAAGUUAUACAUUCUUGACAAAUUUUUAGUUUUGGGUUCUAACAAUUCUGUUUCUAAUUUUGACUUUUCCACUUGGAAGCCUAUUUUCUUAUCCAAGUUAUAUGCCUCCAUUAUCUGAUAGUAGUGGAGCCAAUCUCUCACUUUAUUUUUUAAUUUUUCAAAACUCUGCAGUCUCAAUUUAUCUCCUUCUUGCUCCAAAAUUUCCCAAUAUGUCGGCCAUUUGGCCUCCAUAUUGAGCCUUUUCAGAGCUUUUGCUUCCAUUGAUGACAGCCACCUUGGGGUUUUAUUUUCCAAUAAGUCUUUGUAUCUUAUCCAGACAUUAAACAAUGCUUUCCUAACAAUAUGAUUUUUGAAUGCUUUGUGUGCUUUGACCUUAUCAUACCAUAAAUAUGCAUGCCAUCCAAAUACAUUGUUAAAACCUUCUAAAUCCAAAAUGUCUGUGUUUUCAAGAAGUAGCCAUUCUUUCAGCCAGCAAAAAGCUGCUGAUUCAUAAUAAAGUUUAAGGUCUGGCAGGGCAAAUCCACCUCUUUCCUUAGCGUCAGUUAAUAUCUUAAAUUUUAUUCUGGGCUUCUUGCCCUGCCAGACAAAUCUAGAAAUAUCUCUCUGCCACUUCUUGAAACAGUCCAUCUUAUCUACAAUUUGUAAUGUCUGAAACAAAAACAACAUUCUAGGCAAUACAUUCAUCUUUAUCACAGCAAUACGGCCCAGCAACGAGAGUUUCAAAUUUGACCAAAUUUCUAAAUCUUUAAUCACUACCGUCCAACAUUUUUCGUAAUUAUCUUUAAAUAAGUUCCCAUUUUUGGCUGUCAUAUUAAUCCCCAAGUAUUUCACUUUCUUUACCACAUUCAAUCCUGUCUCAUUCUGAAACCUCUCUCUUUCAAUCGGUGUUAAGUUUUCUCUAAAACCUUAGUUUUUAACUUGUUCAAUUUAAAACCUGCCACCUGACCAAAUUCCUGAAUUAAUUCUAAAACUCUUUUAGUACUAGAUUCUGGCUCCUGUAACGUCAAUACUAGGUCAUCUGCAAAUGCUCUCAAUUUGUACUGUUUAGCUCCGACCUGUAUGCCCUUAACCAACCGGUCCUUUCUAAUCAUAUUUAGCAAAACCUCCAGGACCGAUAUAAAAGCAGUGGGGAAAUUGGGCACCCCUGUCGUGUCCCUUUUUCUAUCUUAAAUUCUUCCGUAACCACAUUAUUUACAAUUAAUUUAGCCUUUUGUUCAGAGUAUAUUGCACCUAUACCAUUUUCAAAACCUUGGCCUACCCCAUCCCAUGCAGAUUCUUCUUCAUAAAACUCCAAGAGAUAUUAUCAAAAGCUUUCUCCGCGUCAACAAAUAUCAAUACUGCUUUGGUGUUUAUAUUCACUUCUAAUUUUUCCAAAAUAUCAAUUAUAUUCCUCAAGUUAUCAGACAGAUGUCUUCCCGGAGAAAGCCCGCUUGGUCUUUAUGAAUCUCUUUCAUCAAUAUUUUUUUCAAUCUCUUGGCCAAAAUGUCUGCAAAAAUUUUGUAAUCCACAUUAAGUAACGAUAUAGGGCGAUAGUUCUUAAGCUGAGUCUUUUCAGUCUCUGUUUUCGGUAUAAGUGUGAUGUACGCCUCUUUCCACGAUUCUGGUGCCCUUUCCCCUCCAGUAUUUCAUUGCAGACUUCCUUCAAAGGUUGCAGUAACCACUCUUUCAAAGAUCUAUAGUAUCUGGAAGUCAGCCCGUCCGGUCCUGGAGAUUUGCCCAAUUGCGUAUUUUGUAUGGCACCUUCUACUUCCUGUUCAGAUAUUUUAUAGUUCAGCAUUAAUUUACUUUCUUGAGAGAUUUGUUGUAGGCCAUUUGUCUUCAAAAAUUGGUCUAUGUCCAUUUCCUUCUGUGGCCCUUGUGUGUAUAAUUGUUUAAAGUACUUCUGGAAGCAAUUUCUAAUCUCAUUUGGAUUAUGUAUACUCUUUCCUUCCACUUCUAAAUUUAUAAUAGUAUUUAAUUUUUGUCUUUUUUUCAUUUGCCAGGCCAACAGUUUUCCACAUUUAUUAGCUGAUUCAAAUGUUUUUGUCUCAUUUGUUUGAUUUUCCAUUCUAUUUCCUGAUUCAUCAUUUCCAUAUAUUGUACUUGAUAUAAUUUUAUUUCUCUCAAAAUCUCCUGGGACUUUGGUUUUGCUCUCAAUUUCUUCUCUCCUUCUUUUAUUUUUUCCAAGAUUUUAUCUUUCUUUUCAUUUUGACUUCUCUUCUUUAUUGCAUUCUGUUGUAUCAAAAACCCUCUCAUCACAGCUUUGCUUGCGUCCCAGAUUACUCUUUUUUCUACAUUGGUAUUCAUAUUUAUUUCAAAAUAAUCUCUCAAAGUCUUUUGGGCCUUUUUGUAAACUUCUUCAUCUCUAAAUAAGGUGUCAUUCAUCCUCCAUCUAAAGGAUCCGGUUGUUGUUUGUUUCAUCCCUCCUUCCCUCUUUAGCCCUUUGCCUCUGGACUCCUCCCAAGCAGACAUAAACUAUCAGAGCGACCCCUCCUUUGGGCCUUUCUGGCCUGAUGCUCAGCAAUGUGCAAGGCUCUUCAUGAUCUUGGUGUCAGUGGAGGAAGAGAGGCCACUGUAGAAGGACUUGCCUACUGAUAUGAAACUGAGGCAGCGUCUGGCUCCUCUCUGUCAGAGUCUGCACUCAAACUGACAUACUUGGCAUCCCACCUUGUCUGUGGACAGCUUCCUUCUUCUGACUCUCUGUGUUCACUCAAGCCUCCUGCUUCUACCACCUCCCAGCUUUCUUCCUCAGUGUCCCACCACCACUGUCCUGGUCUAAGUCUUCUUCCUCUAUGUCAUCUCUAAGGGGUUCUUGGGCUGGCGCCUCCCACCACUCUUCAUCAUCCAGCCUGUCCUUCAACCACAAGUACUUGUUUGACACUAAAGUUGCUAUCAUAAACUUAAAACCGUAUUUGGUUUAGGCCACUUCUCAGCAUUUCCCUGGCUCCUUGAAGGAACUUACAAACUCAGAAUCGAAUUCCCUAUGGGCUGAGGUAGCCAAUCAUAGUAGUUUAACUUGAGGAUUGGUGUGUACAUAUUUCUGGACUUUUAUCUGAGCUACAGCACAGGGAAAGGAACUGUGCAAUUAAAAAAUAGUAUCAUGCUGUAUUGACAAAAGUGUUUUGAAAUUCCCUUCCAUCUUCCAAAAAGAAAGAAAGGACUCAUUUAUCAACAUCUGGCAACUUGCUUAGGCUUUAUCUUUUUUUUUUCUUUUUUUGGCAUUGCAUCAGAACAGACACACUGAGCAGCAAUGCAGUUUACCAACACUAUUUAGAUUGAUAUUCUGUUACGUUAAGUGGCAUUUGAUUUACCCCUCAUUAAUUUUUAAUGAAGCAGAUUAAUACUAAAUACUUUUUACCAGUAAGAAAGCACCAGGAACCGGCACAGUUCAUUAUGUUAACGUGACUUGGGCACAAUAAGCAAUUAUUUUCCACCCCGUUUGAAAAUGCAUACGAUGCCCAGUAAUUUUCUUAAUGAUUCUUCCCCCUUCUUCUUUAUUGCUGUUAUUUAGUUACUUAAAAAAAAAAAUCAAAAUAAGAGAAGAAUAAAACACAUAACGCUAAAGCCAUUUUUAAUCUCUCCAUCUUGCAUCCUUUUCCUAUAAGGCAACUUUUGAGCUGAAUGAAUGGCAAAAAAAAGUUUAACCACUAAUUAACUAGCACUAAAAUUUAAUUGGGCCCAAAGGGUGAAGUGCUCAAAAUUCAUUAAUUACUUUUUACAGCCUUUCAAAGCAAAAACUCUGGAAGUAUGAUGUCUCAUUUCAAAAGGAUACAACAAGACAAUCCCUUUAUAUUUUGUGCAUCUGCAAAUAUGGGUCACUUUUUUUUUAACAGAAAGGUCACAAAAAUGUGAUCAGCUUUCAGAAAGUUUGCUUUUUAAAAACAACAACACCAAAAGCAAAUAUGGAUUUAAUUUGCAGAAUGUAAUGUGAUGCAGAGGGCCUCUGUUUGUUUAUAGGAAGCAUUUCCUGGGUACCUUUGUCCCUCCUUUUUGUCAUCAAUGCAUUUAGAAACGGCUUCUGAUGUUUCUCCUUAAACAUAUAAGCCUAAAAAAGCCUUAUUGGGGCCUCAUGUGCACUAUGCAUUUAAAGCAGUAUUAUAGCACUUUAAACAGAGAUGGUUUUCUCCAAAGAUUCAUUGGAACUGUAGUUUUCUAAUGGUGCUGAGAGUUGUUAGGAGACCACUGUUCCUCUUACAGUUCCUAGAAUUCCCUGGGAAGAGUGAUUGAUUAUUAAUCAAGAUGGCUGGUGUUUCUCAACUUUGGGAACUGGAGUUGAACUGGAGUUGAAGAUGGUUUGAUAAAUAUUUGAAUUUUCAUUAGCAUCUCAUAUCAUUUAAAUUUGUCAUAUCUGAUGAACUUGCCUUUUUUCACUGAUGCCAUACUACAUAGAAGAUUUCACCACGCUAAUAUAAAAAAUGAUGGAUACCAGAUUCAAAUACUUGUCAUUUAGUCUUUGCAAGAAUUAUCAAUGAAUCAAUUAAUUAAUCACACUCCAAACAAGCAUUUCAAGAUGAUUUACAAUAAAGACAACCAAAACAGCAAAUACAUUUAAAACAAAACUAAAACCAUACAAAAUCGACAUUCAUGGCAAAGACCCGUUUAUUCAGCUGUUAAAGUCUGUCAGAUCAAAAAUGCCUUUAGUUGUUUCCAGAAAGUUGUUUCCAGAUAUUGGGCACCUUUUGUAUCUCAACUGCUGAAUCAUGGGGCAUUCGUGAAAUUCCGCAACUGUUUGUUUCUAUUACAAGGAGAAAAUUCUGCUAAUUACGAAAAUAAAUUGACUCCAUUUGCUUUGCAAUCAGAAUGACAUACUACAAUCUCAUUCAGUUUGGUAUAAAUCAAUACAUGAAAGGGAUUGCUGACCUUAUUGGGGGGAAACCGACUUGACAUUAAAUUUGAUAAGGUUUGUUUGUUUGAAUCCUAUCUUGAAAUCAGCUUGUUACUCAUUAUUCUCGCAGCUGAAAACUGAUGUAGAUAAACAAGACAAUUCCCUGGCUGAAAAUGGACCACAUUUUUUGGAUGAACCCUAUGAAGCCACUGUUCCCGAAAUGUCUGUAAGAGGUACUGUGUGUUGUACUUUGACCUUGCAUUGAUUCUAUGUGUUUAUGUUUAUGUUUAUGAAGUAGGCUGUUGCAGCUAGAUUAUUUCAUUUUCCUAAAGAAUCAAAAUUUGAAAAGAUUCAGGACUUUAAAUAUGUGCAAACCAAUGGGGUUUCUCUAAACCAGCAUUUCUAAUCAUCACAUCCCUCUCAUUCCUAUAAACCCUGUUCCAUGCCCAAUAAUCACGGGAUGCCUUUGCCCAGUGAUGCUGUGGCCCAUAGAUUGCAGCAAAAUACUGGGCAAAGUUACAUAAAAAUACCAAAUGAGAACACAAAACACACAAUAAAAAACAAACAAAAAACAAACCAAAUACCCUCUUACCACAAACAUAUUUAAAAGGCCAUACAAUGUUUUAUCCACCAAAGGCAAGGUUAAAGAGAAACAAUAUAUAAUGAAAGUGUCAGAAGAGCAUUCCACAAAUGGGGAGCCACUGCAGAAAAGGCUCUUUGCCACAUAAGUUUCCCACAACCAAAUCAGAACAAAUGCUCAAAAAGAGUGGACACUGUAUAACCCUUGAGUAAGCAAAUCAGUAUGAAUGCACAAUAAACACAUUGUCUGUACGAGUCUUUAAUCUCUGAUUUGGUUUUAUUUUUCUGUUUCCUCCAUCUGAACAUCUCUUUUGGACUAGCUUGCUUCUUAAGAUCUAAAUUGUAGCUUGUCUAGAUCACAUCCUUCUUUUGGGGGGUUCUGCAAAAGGAUAGGAGAUAUACCAAUUUAAAUCUGGUUUAACUGGUUAAAUUAAGUUUCAACUUCUUUUUUAAACGCUUCCUUCCUAGCAUUCAGUUGCUAUCUCACAUUCACACAGUCUCUUCAGGGCUCUUCAAAUUAUAUAGUUUCUUCAGCAGAAUAUUUAGCUCUAAGUGCAAUUCAAGAAUCAAUAUCUGUAUUAACAUGUAUGCACAUUAAUUUAUUAUUUAGUACACUUUCUUACUUACCCACUAAAGACAGCAUUUACACUUUCUUCAGGUUUUAAAUACAAGUGUUCUACUAAAUUAAAGUGUAACAGGAAAUACAGUGGUACCUUGGUUUUCGAACAUAAUCCAUUCUGGAAGACCGUUUGAGUUCUAAAAUGUUUGGAAACCGAAAACUCAAUAGCCGACAGCUAGGCCUCAGGAUCUUGCACUCAGUAGAAGCUGCGUGGCAUGUUCGGCUUCCAAGGUGUGUUCGAAAACCGAAGCAUUUACUUCCAAGUUUACGGCGUUCAAAAACCGGAAUGUUCAUCAACUGAGACUUUCGAAAACCGAGGUACCACUGUAGACUCUUCCGCAAAUACAAUGCUAUGAUCUCUGUCACAUUGUUUAAAUGUCUAUAGACACAAUACAUUUAUAAAAAUGACCAAGACUAGAGUGCAGUGGUCAUACUUUAUAUUUCAGUGGGUUUGAGAUCUGAUUUAAAACUUUAUCCAUAUAGUUUUUUCUGCAAUUUUUAUUUAUACCGCUGUCUAGUAGCAAAUUCAGGACAUAAUGUAUUAUUAUUGCAUUCUUAUUCCAUUCAUUGCUUCCAUGGUUCUCGCCUUCCAUCAACUCUGACAAGUUGUUGUACUUGUGAGAGUAACAUUUCAGUUUAAACACUGUAGCCUAAUAGUCACACGUGAAAUCAUUUUUAGUUAGUUGAAAUCAUUUUUGAGUACACAAUCUUGAAGUCCUAUAGCAUUUGGAAACUAUUAAAUGUAAUAUGUGGAAGCUACUGAAGGAACAAAUUCCAUGGCACAACUGAUUCAUCUUUGCCAACUUUUUGAAAUUAUUAGGUUGCCACAUUUCUAGCAUUUUCCUGAAUGGCCUUAUGAGUCUGCAAAAAGCUGAAUAUCCAUCUGGUUAUUGAAUGCAGAUUUCAGAGUUGUUCUUCUCAUAUUACCUCAGGAGCAUAUAAACAUAUGUACGUAGCAAUCCAAAUUAUGUGCCAUAUGUCUAGCCUCAUGAGCUAUUCAGUGCCUCAUGGGCCAUUCAAAAAAAUCACAUGAUUGAAGCCACACAAUAAUAAGAUUAUAGUAGUGGGUGUUACCUAAGGAUUAUCUUCUUAGUAGUGACUUCCUUUUUACUCAAACCAAGUCACAGCCAAAAUAUAAUAGCGAUGGGGAAACUGCAGCCUUCCUGAAGUUAUUGGACUCCAAUUCCUAUCAGCCCCAACUCUCAUGGCCAUUGGUCAGUGAUGAUGAAAGUUGUAAUCCAACAACCUCUGAAGACCCACAGGGUAGACAUAAUUGACUUAAAUGAUGUGGUCCCAAAGAAGCUUCCAAGCAGAUAAAUUUAAUACUCUGUGCUGCUUUCUUAAGUAAUAGUAUACAAAUAAGUUUGCAGGUGAGAUACAACACAAAAGCCAUUAGUUUGGGACAUUUCUUUUGAUGCCACGAAAGCAGCCAGAUUCCCUAUCAACAUAUUUACAGAUAAUGUUACUUCUUUAUAUAGGCAUCUAAAAGUCCUCAGGGUGCUGCUGACUAAUUUAUCAGAGAAACAUGCCGUUGUAGUGGAAUGUCUUGGGAUAAGAUGCGAUAAUGUGAUUCUAUGAUAGAAAGUGGCUGGAGGUCUUGCGUGCCCCAAGAGAGGUCGAUUUGUAUUUGUAUUUAGGAGUUAGGAAAGAAAUGAGUUAGACAUAAACACUGCAUUAUAAAAUGAGAAGCUCUGACGAAUAUUUCCUUCAUGGGUAUAAUCUUAUGAAAGGCCCGUGGGGAUGGUGUCAGAUUUAGAUCUAGGAUAUAGCCAGCUCCCAACCAGAGACAAAAUUGUCUUCUCUAGAUGGAUUGCACUAUCUGUUAUUCAGUGGAAAAUGCUCAUUACCAACCUCAAGGAUAUAAAAAGCUAUCAGAAUCCUGUUGUGUGUCUUGCCUGCAUUGCUUGUUUUGACUUUAUUUCUUUUAAGCCGCACCACAGGCAUUAAAUUAAGGACUGAUGCAGUGCUCCUGGUUUGGUGGUUUUUUGUGUGUGUGUUUUUUAAUAUGGAGUCCUUUAUUAUCUCUUAAACCUGUAGCCAGUGUAAAAUUAAGACAGCAUCCUGCAUAUGUACACAGGUGUGUGAAAAACAAAGUGUAAAACAGGAAUGGAGGAACUGUGGCUCUCAAUAUGUUGCUGGACUUCAGCUCCCUUCAACAACAGCCAGCAUAGUCAAAGGCCAGGAAUGAUGGGAGUUGUAGCUAAGCCAUAUCUAGAGUGCCACAGGCCCCAUACUCCUGUUUUAAAAGUAUGGCCAAUUAAAAACAACUGCACUGGUUGCCAGUUCAUUUCUGGACUGAAUUUAAGGUGCUCAAAUUAGUGUUUAAAGCCCUAAAUGACUCAGGCCCUGAAUAGCUGAAGACCACGUUAUUUCCUACAGACCCCUUGGUGUUCAGAUCAGCAUAGGCAGGCUUCCUCAAACUCGGCCCUCCAGAUGUUUUGAGACUACAAUUCCCAUCAUCUCUGACCACUGGUCCUGCUAGCUAGGGAUCAUGGGAGUUGUAGGCCAAAACAUCUGGAGGGCUGAGUUUGAGGAAGCCUGGCAUAGAGAGUACUGUCCAACCACCCUCAGAUGCUUGGGGGGUGGCCCUGGGGAGAGCAUUUCCUGUGGCAGCCCCUAUAAUGUGGAACUGCCUUCCCAAACAGGUGCAUCUUCAUUACACAGCUUCUGGUGGAUGUGCCUCUUUAGACUGGCUUUUGAGAUGUAUAUUUUGAGAGGGUCUUAAAGCUGCUGAGCCCUGGCUGAGGCAAGGUUCAGCCAGGAAAGCCCAAGAUCCAUCAGAUCCAAACUCUAAUCCAACCAGAUCAUGGGUCUGGAUUACAUUGUUACUUACCUUACUUAAAUUCCACAGAAAUGUAUAGGAUUGUGCUGUCAGUUGAGUUUUAUUUCCAUUUUGUCCAAAGGCCAUAGUAGAAAUCUAAAAAUGCAAAACAUAAAAUGGUUAGUUUACACAAUGUUACCAUGGGCAAAAUGUAAUCCAAAAGUAGUUGUCCUUGCAGUGAUAUGGGAGGCAUUCACAGUGAAAUUCAGUAAAAAGGAGGACAAGAUUUAGAUUCUGCUAGGCUUCACAAUCUCAUAAAAAAUGAGACAGCUAGCUUUUCAGGUGAAUAAUUUCAAAAGCUGGGUGUCUCUGUAAAGAGAUCCACUAUACUUCGGUAAAUAAAGGGUCACACACAAAAGAGGAUUUCACCUACACUUUAAAGGAAUAUGGUAUUUAUUUAUAUAUUGAAUAAAGCAUGUAAACUAACCCUAACCCUUACUUUCCCGAACUGGAUUUUGAAAACAAAGUAUCUUUAUGUUGCCUAUAUGUCUAUAUACAUAUAGAAACAUUAACAAACAUUGAGUAACUUUUUUACAUGGCUAGCUAUAGUAAAUGCUCCCAUAAGAACUGUGCCUUUCACUCAACACUUCCACAGGUACUUCGGUGAUUCAGGUUACAGCUACAGCUCCAACAGGUGCCCGCCUGCUUUACAGUAUCCCUUCCGAACAACCCUAUUUUUCUGUGGAGCCAACAACAGGUAUUGCUGGUUAUGGAUAUAAGACUCUUGAGUAUCAGUAAUGCACAACAUGGGUGUAAAAAACCUGUAUAACCAAUAAUCUCCCUUUGAUGUUAUAUCUGUAUUAUAAUUGGAUCUGUAUUAUAACUGGGUUGGAUACAGAUUUCAUCUAAGAUUAAAUGCACAUAAUGGUGCCGCAGAAAGAUGCUACCUUUUCCCCAUUGUGGCCCCCUUUUCCAUGCUCUAUUGAUGAAGAUGAAGGUGGGAGGAAGGAUGACUCCUCUUCUUCUUCUUCUUCUUCUUCUUCUUCUUCUUCUUCUUCUUCUUCCUCCUCCUCCUCCUCCUCCUCCUCCUCCUCCUCCUCCUCCUCCUCUUCUUACUGGUUCCUCCAUUCUGGGACUUUGUGUGUUUGUUUAUAGGGCCCAUAGGAGCAGCCCACCCAGUGAUCCCAGCUGUAAGAAGUAAAGUUGUGGUCGUUUUCAACCCACAUCAGCUUCCAUAUAUGAAUUGCUCUUCAAAAUGUACCCAGCUGUGUGUGGUGCACAGCUUCUAAAUCAACAGAUACUGACCCAGAUUGCUUUGACUGCACUUCUCACCAGUUGGAGGUAGAGAGUGACUGUCUUUCCCAAACAGGCAACUGGGCUCUUAGAACAGGGAAGGGGAACUUGUGGUCCUACAGUUGUUAUUGGAUUCCAGGUCCCAUCAACACAAGUCUAUGUGUUCCGGGAUGAUGGGAGUUGUAGUUCAAUAAUCUCGGGGUGUGUGUGUCACAAGUUCCUUAGUCCUACCUUACAGGUCACAGUACUAAUUCAGCAGUACCUUCAGAUUUCAAAACAGCUGGGGCCAUCAGAAUACUGUCCUGUAGGCUUCCUUUUCUUUUUGUCCAUACAAAGGCAGAGCCAGAGGCUAUCCAAUCAUGGAAACCCUCUGUGCAUGCAAAGUGUCCUUUCUAGACUGGGACAAUGGUAUGAUAAAAUACUCUCAUGUCUUGGUGUCAGAAAAAUAGUUUGAACUUUAAGACUCCAGUGCUGGACAUGCUUGCCAGGCUGCAGGUCUCAUUGACAUCUAACUGAGCUGUAAAUAUUGUAUAUUUUGCAGGGGUAGUAAGAACGGCUUACCCAAUGGACAGAGAAACACAGGAUCAGUGCUUUGUUGUCAUUCAAGCCAGAGUUGGUGAAGCUGGUGUUCCUACAGCUACCACAACUGUAACUAUCAACCUCUCUGAUGUUAAUGACAAUCCUCCUCGAUUUCAGCAGAGUGAGUAAAAUGUGUCUUGGUUCAUUUUUUUUUAAAAAAAUGUUGGGAGCAAAUUCAGACCAACUAAUUCUGAUAAAUAAAACAUAUGUUAUAUGUGAAAUACUUUUGUACAAAACUUAAAAAUUAACGCUUUUAUAUUGCAUAUGUUCCUUGAUUAAAUGUCAUUGUCUCUUUAUAACCCAUUCAAAGAAACAUUGCAUUGAUAGUAUAAUUAAUGCCAAAGGAAGGUAAACCCAGUGUGUCCAGACUCCAUAAGCCAUUUCGUUGGAACGUUUAUAAUUUAGAUAAAGGAACUUUGAGAAAUGUACUUCUGUGAAUUCUUAACUGAGGCAUCUAGAACUCUACUACUGCUGCAAAUUCAGUCUUUUUACACCAGUUUAAAUUUGUACUGUCAAUUUUGUCUUGGUAACAUAGAUGUAGUCCCUAUGUUUAAAUAGCUAUAAAAAAUAAAAGCAUUGAGCAACCUGUAAAGAAAACACAGUCAGAAAACUGCAACUGUUUCUUCUUUAGUUGCAUGUCCAUCACCAAUGCAAGCAGCUUCUUCAUUUGAACAAACAGUUCUCCCAAUAGUCACCCUGUGAAAAUGUUUAGAGUGUACAUGGAGAAUCCUGAAAAAUUAUUUUUCUUCACUGUUGCUUUAGUGCCAUGUACCUCUCCACUAUGUCUUCCCCUUCCCUGAAUGAUCCUAACAAAACAGGGAUCGCCUAAUACAUUUGAUUAUGUAAAAAUACCACAGAGCUGCUUAGAUUUUACUGCAUCACAAAGGCAAUUCAGAAUAAGGUCCAGGAGCAUCGUUUUUAUCUUGAAUGGGUGUUAGAGAGAGAACCAUGCUACAAAUAUUUUUUCCCCAUAUUGGUAUUUCCCAUUGCUGAAAGAGGGAGCAUCUCUUUUUGGAGGAGGUAAAACUCACACAAAACAUGUUCCCUGCCAUUUUGUCUCAGCCUUAUCACUUUCUAUACAGAUAUUUAAAAUAGAAAGAAACUCUUCCUUUGAACACCUAAUAAAAUUUCCACCUCCCUUGGGGAUAGCAGCCUAUAUUUUUGUAACUACUGUUGUUAUACCAACAAGGAUAAAAUGAGGUUUUGCUAAGGACAAAAAUCCUCUGAGGACCAACUAAUUAAGUGAUAAAUAUAAACUGAGUAACUUGGGACCAACACAUCUCAGUGCAAUCUAGCAGGCAAGGCAUAGUACACCUUGGAUUUUUAAUAACAGAAAAUCUGUAAUUUAUGGUAGUGGUUUUCACUACUUGGAUUCUCUAAAAGCUUAUCAGGUGUUCCUCAGUUAAAAAAAACCAGUCAUGGCAAAUGUGUUUCCCUAAAAGACAGACAGCCUGCAAUUUUCUCUCCUCUCCUACAAUGCUGAAAACACUUUUCUCAUAUGCAGGGUGGUGCUGAGUAUAAUUUUGGGUGCACUUUCAAUUCAAGUAGAGCAAUGGUGAGGUCCAGCAGUCCUGAUCAGUACAGUGAAUUGUGUGCACAUGUAAUGACAUUUCCUUCAAACCUUCUCCACAGGUUCUUCAAAAGACAAAGUGAUCUGGAAUGAGCCUCAGAAGGUGGAAUGUUUGAAACCCCCAUUGCUUUAGGGGAAAACUUUAAUUUUAGUGGGUACUAGGUUGCUACUGUGCAAUGAAAGCACAAGGAAAAAUAUUCUAGACAUGAGCAUCAUAAAGUGACCUAAAGACCUCCCCCAGUGUUUUCCUGUAGAGUUUACACAACAACACAUCAUUAGAGGAUGUAGAAUGUAUUGCUUUCAAUACGAAACAACCCACAACUGCUUAGGGACAGUUUCUGGAUGCUUAGCUAAUGAAAUAUAUUGAGGUAUCGUGUUGCAAAGCAUCAUACAUAUUUCCAGUCUCCCUUAAAAAUGAAGUCAGUCUUGGAUGUUUCAGUCACAAUUAGUUGUAUUUUUCAUCUCCCCUCUUUGAAAUUGGUUGUUGGACAAUUGAUAUCUCAUUGUUCAAUUGAGUUUUUGUAUUGCACACAAGCAAGCAAGUGAACUUAUAAACAACUGGAAUGUUGAAUUGGCUCAUGAAUGUUGAAACUCAUGAAUGGAUGAUCCAAGUCAAGGCUGCCAAGCUUAACAAAAGAAAAUGAGCUUAUGACUUUAGCUCCCCCACCCCCAAGCCAUACAUCUUGUGUAACUGGGCAAUUUUCAGAAUAAAAAGUGGUCUACAUUUAGUUGUUAUGUCGGUGAUCAAGAUUGUGUUGGCAACUUUCUCUGAUAUUUGGUUGUUUCUUUAAGAGCGUUAUGAAAUGUAUGCAUCUGAGGCAGCACCUGUGGGCAGCAUCCUAGGCAAAAUCAAGGCAGAUGACAGUGACCUGGGAGAGAAUGCUGCCAUGGACUAUGUAAUAGAAGGAGACACUCCUCACAUUGUUCGCAUCGUUACUAACAAUGAGACUCAAGAAGGAACUGUCAUAUUAAACAAGGUGAGACGUCAGCCAUUACUUGACAAAGAAAUGUCACAGAAAUCACUGAAACAGACAAGAUUAAGUACGUUUGCUUGUUAUAGCCUUGUGUUGUUGGUCAUGAUAAAAUAUCAAUGCAAUAUAAAGGGCUGUUGUUUUGAAGAAGAAAAUCUUCUCUCAGACGUAUGCCAAACUCCGACAUGAUCCAGGAUAGAUUGGCUGCAUGCAGAAAAGUAUGGCCCUAGACCCACACAAAUUAAUGAGACCAAACAUGGGACAGUGGCAUUUUAAUUAAUACAAUACCUUGCAGGAACGACAAAUCAAAUUAACCACAUUCAGAAACUGUGGUCAGCUGAGAAUUUUGUCUAUGGUAGGGAAGCAUCCCUCCAGACCCCUGGGUAUGUGAUACAGCUGCAGGUUGUGGUUCCCCAGCAAAGGAUGAGGAGGAAACAAUGCCUUUUUUGCUGGGUGAGCCUUGAGUAUGAGUUCCCCAUGUGUACCCAGGCCCUGUUGCCCAGUGUCCAACCACAAUAUGCAUGUCAGGUAUACAGGGCACCUCCCCAAUGCCACCACACCUAAAACAAUGGUGGAUCCCUAAAGUGGGCCCUUAACCUGGUAAUGCCUCGAUAUACCUAAGGUUUCCCCCCUCAGCUUCCUCACAUGCCCAGGCUCAAUGCUCCAUGAGCAGCUAAUCUAUGCUACUCCCCAGAAUGCCAGCCAAAUUGUUCCCAGUGUGGAGUAGGCAAACAAGGAGGUACCUUAAUGGGCAAACCCUGCUCAGCUUCUUCUAAAAGGCACCUAGCCAAAGCCCACACUGCAUAUAGGGAGGGAGCAUACAGCAAAAUGCCAAGAGGAAGAGCUCAGGGGAGGAGCAGACUCCUAAAGCCAGGCUCCAGCCCAAUGACUGAUCAUCAAAAACACCAGGAAACUAAAGGAGUAAACUUAAUAGUGAAAGCAAAGAGAGGCAAGGCAAAGAUGAACCAUUAAUAUGUUUAUUGUCUUUAAUUCUACACUUAUUAUUGGUUUCCUAAUGCUGAAUGGAAAAUAUUCUACUCCCCCCCUUCCUUUUCUUACAUACAGAUAUUGGAUUAUGAGAAUCAAAGCAUAUAUAAUAUGAAAGUGAAAGGUGUCAACAGGCACAUAGAUGAGCGCUUCCUGAAAGAUGGGCCAUUUGAAGACACAGCUUCUCUUAGGAUCAGAGUGAAGGAUGUUGAUGAGCCUCCCAUUUUCACGUUAGAUGAAUUUGUGAUGGAGAUUGAUGAAGGGGAUCUGAAUGAUUCAUUUGUAGGAGUUGUGAGUUCCAGAGAUCCAGACAGUGUCAACAGUUCAAUCAGGUGCAGCUUCAAGAGAUCCUUCUACAGCUGAGAUUGUCAUAGAUUAUUGAAUAACACUGAAGACAACAGCUCAAAUCUUGACCUGUAUGUUCUGUCUGAGAGGUGUAUGGCACUUCCCCAUUAAUUCAGUUGAGGCGCUCCUGUUUGUGUUUAAAAUGGUGCAUUUAUGGAGCUUUGUUUCCCUUAAAUACAAUGGCAAAGCCUUGCAAUAGGGAGACCUCUGUGUGCAUAUCCAGACUCUGCACAUUCAGUGUUUAGUUGCACAUUUGCUGUUUGGAAAUAAGUGCUGAUUUAUACAUAUAACUGCAAUUUAUAGUUUGUGAAGUAAAGUGAAUCCUGGGAAAGAAAAUGGGCUUAUUAAACAAUACAAACAUUUUGAAACAGAGUUACUUCUCAUGUUUUCUUGGCUGCCACAAAUCUGAUAAAAAUUACUUAUUUGGACAGGUAUUCUGGGAUGUAUUAUUUCUUUCAGUAGUAGCUGCUUUUAAUGGGUUAUCUAAUCAGGAGUGGCACAUCCCAUUUUGCCAUCCAAUUUAGGUAAAAUGGGAAGUGCUGCCCUGCUGCUGCCCUGCCCACCCCACUGGCAGAGAAGCACCAGCAGCAGCAGCACUGAUUUUGAAAAGAUCUCGCCAAAAUUUCAUGAGAUCUCAUGCACUCUGCAAAAUCUCAUUAUAGGGGUCCCUAUCAUGGGACCUGUCAGUAUUUCCAAUAGUAUCUGCAAAAGAUCUCAGUAAAUAAUUCAUCAAAAAUCCACAACAUAUGAGAUUUGCCAUUCCUGCUCAGUUCCUAUUUGCACUGGCCCAGCCUCUGUGCCAAUGAACAUGUCAUCUGAACAGAGGAGAAGUCCCAAUAAUUUAUCUCAGUGACUGAGAUGGAUUGUGGUGGCUGGUGUAGGUGCCUUUUCUUCAUUGAUGAGGUGCAUGCCCACACCAUUUUAUGGUCUUGUUCCAUUUUUUUUCUGUUGUUUUAGUUGUGGCAAGCAUUAUGCCAUAUCCCCAUGGCAGCCAUUUUGUGUUACACUUUGCACCUCUCUGCAAACAACAGCAUUUUCUUAAAAUGUCAAAUGACCCCAUGUUUGGUGACGCCUGCUUUAAAGUAAGCCAUUUUUUAAAAAAAUGAUCUUUGAGUGCCCCCUUUCCAAGGGUACAGAAUAACUAUAUAUUUAAAAAUAUAUAAAAAUUCCAUCUAUAAAAUAUCCAGUUUUUUGUUUUUUGGGAGGGGGUGCUGGAAGACUGUAGGGAAGCUAAGAAGGAGGUCUUUUAAGUAGGAAAACCUUAUUCUGCCUUACAAAACAGUUUGUGAAAAGCAAGCCCAAAGGUCUUUCCCCCCACUUCCGGCAACACCAUUUUCUGACCUUUUCUUUUUAUUUUAUGGAAGUGGGAUACAUACUAUCAAAGAGGCUCUUUUCAGCUCUUCCUCCUUUGCUCUGCUUCUUUGACACUGCAUCAAGCCAACCAUGAUGAAAUAAAUGUACGGUUAUAUCCCAACUAAGUUGCCAGUGUUACUCAUUUCACAAGUGGCACUUCGCUGUUUCUUUUGAAUUGAGUCACUCACCUGCUGUGAGUCUGCCUGCGCAAUGAGAAUGAAUAAUGCAUUUUAGAUUUGGUUCACAUUAAUAUAGGUCUGAGGCAUAUUUAGUUUCAUAGAAAGAAGCGCUUUGAUCUUGGUAGCAGUGAAUUUUAAAUGUUUAUUAGUGUACAUUUUUCAUGAUUUCUGAGCAGCUGGAGAACACAUCCAUAUUCAUAUCUACACCACUCUCCUUUCUUCACUGACAAUAGCUUAUAUAGCCUUGUUUCAGAAGUACCAUUUUUGUUCAGUUCUUAAGAAAGUCUCCAUCUCCCCCUUCCCUACUUUGAUGUGCAGGUAUUCUAUUGUCCACAGCAAGCAUUUAAAGGGAUUUUUCAGCAUCAAUGCACACAAUGGAACAAUCAGUAUGACCAAACCUCUGGACCGAGAGAUAGCGGCUUGGCACAACAUAACCAUCUCAGCCACAGAAUCAAGUGAGUAAGACUUUAAGGAACCCUAUGCUUGAGCGAUGGCAUGAAUUCCUUGCAAUUAUCUUCAGUAUAUCUCUCCUUUCUGAACUGAGAAAAUAAGCUACUUUUUCAUUAUUUCACCAUUGCUAGCUAACAUUAUGUAGCAUUGCUAAAAUGAUUAGUUGGAAGCCAAAUAAUGUUUGAUCUCCCAAGUCUUGGGUUCUCAUAAAAUAUUAUACCAUUUUUAAAAAAGAAAAUAAUGGAAACUAAAACAGUUUUAAGUUACACCAAAGCAUAUAAAACUGCUCUCCUGGUACAAGAUCUUAUGUUAAAUUAGACCCCAGUUAAUUUCACAGCAGAUUUUUUGACUGGUAUGAAAUUAGCCAGGGUUUAAUUUAACGCCAGUCAGAAACCUGUGUCUCAAAUUAAUUGUGAAAGCAGGGCUUUAAUCAGCUAGACUUCCAUACAGUUGCAAUUAAAUCAGGAAAGCAUACCUUAUAUAGAUAUCACCUGUCAGUUUUGUCUCAAAAUCAAAUGCAAAUUGCCUCGUUUGUGCUCUCACUUACAGGUCACCUUGCCUUAGGGAGGUAAUUCCAAAAAAUCAAAAAUGUAAAUCUGGAAGAGUGUGCCAGAAACUUAGUGCCUAGCAAUAAAAAGAGUAAAUGAAAACCACAAGGGAACAAUUUCAGAUAACUUGAGAUUGUCUUGUCAAAAAGAUGAGCUGUGGGCUUUUCAUUAUAAAGGAUAAUGCACACACAAAUUAAAUUAUACCAAAAUAAAAAUUACUUACAGCAUGGAAAAACUAUACAGAUUUUUUAAAUAGAAUCCUAAUAGAUUUUAAACUGAGUUCAGUUUAACUCAAAAUAAUAUAGCUCAUUUUUUCCCUUCCACCUUGCAACAUUCCAACAUAUCAUGUGAAAUUUCGAAUCUUCAUUUUCACUUUUGUUCUGUUUCCUUUAAAACAACAACACAGAAUGACAACAAAGAGAUCUUUUUUGUGCAAUAUCCCAAAUAGUAUUCAGUAGUCUGUUAUCUGUCUCUACACAUCUCUCAUCUUUUUUCUGAAAUCGCAAAUUCUCACAAAAUUCCAAUUUUAGAAAAUCUCAGAUUGCUGUAUGCAAUAAUUUAUAGGCACUGAAAAUCAGAAUAGAUUUAGGGAGCAAUCCUAUGCACAAGAAAAGUGAGCCAGCAUAAAUUAAGCUGGCAUAAAUUUAUACCAGAUCCAGACCCCAUUCAGCAGUGGGGCUGCUGCUGCUGCUCUGCCUAAGCCUAGCAGAGGUGAGAGACUUCCAGCUGGGUUGCUUGGUCUUGUGACUGAGCUGAAUGGGCUUAGGUUGCAGCCUAAAUCCUCCUUUUCUGCACAGGCUGGAGAAGCUUGUGGACGUGGGAUUCGGCUGGCACCUUUUGCGCCUCCCCUACUCGCGGGGAAACCCGGUUUCGGGGAUCCGGAGCAACGUGGGGUGAGUGGCGCAGUGCUUCGAAUCGACUGCUUAUUUCACGGAGUGAAGCCGCAUUGCUGUUGCAGGAGAGCGCUGACUUUUUCCUGUAGACAAUUUGAUCUUAAAACAACUACCCGUGAGUAGAACAGAAAAUUGGAUCUUUAAACGUCUUAAUUUGGCACCGAAAUGGGGAGGUUUCAAACAGGAAGUCUGCCUCCCCCUUUUGUAAAUAGAUUGAAGCAAAGAGGCUGCAAGCUAAAGCCUUGGAAAGUCUCACAUAAAGGAUUAAACUUCCAUCGGUUAAACCAUCAAAUCCACCUUGGAAGCAGGAGAAGAGGGGGGAAAUUGAAGAUCAGGUAAGCCUGCAGGAGAGAGUGAAGAAAGUCAAAUUACCACCGCUCUGAACCUGGAAACGGGCUGCUAGUAAAGAUUGAAGUUUCGGAUAUGCUCAUUGACUGUGAAUAGAUCGUCUGCUGACAGUAAGUUAAAGAAGAGAAUAACAUUGUUUCCAUUGUCUCCUUCUGCAUUUAAAAAGGAGUAAAAGUAAAUGAAAAUUGAAACUAACUUUAUUGUUUGAACUGUGCUUAAAAGGAUUGAUACAAAUAGAAAUUGUUUCCCCCUAGAGGAAGCCUUUGAAAUUGUUACAAGAGCUGAGCUGGGGGAAUUUUCCACCUGCAAGAUAAAACUGUGAGAAUCUGGGAUUGACCUUGAACUGUUAAGAAUAUUGACAGAAGAAGCCUUAGUGGUUGCAUUUUGUAAGAUUAAUGAUUCACUGGAACAGCUUUAUAAGAAGACGGAUGCGAGGACUAUAAAAAUUGAUAACUUGGAACAAAAAGUGACUAAUUUGGCACAAAAAGUCAAGAUUAAUACAGAAAUUAUUCAGGAAUCGAUACAGGGAUCUAUUUUGACAUGGCAAAUUGAGAAGGCGGGGGAGAAAGUUUUUGCUGUGGAACCUAAAGCGGCACAAAUGGUGAGGGAGAGAACUCCAGCCUUACAGUUGCAAUUUGAUGAUUAUAAGUUGAUGCCUUCCAAGACUGAAUUCAGAGAAAGUCAGACUUUUAGGAUUGGAGCCCCGCUUGGACUGGAGAUUGACCUUUGGGACCUGGACUUGGGUCAGAAGGAGACUGGAGUUGUGGGGACUGCCAGACUUGGAGGAACUUUGAAACACGACUGGAAAUAUCUUUUGAAUUUCAGUUCUAAUUAUGGAGAUUUGGCCGACUUGUCGAGAAGGAAUAAAAACAUUGCUAGAUGGGAAUUUCCCGGAGAUCUACUUUUCAGCAUCAAAGGAAGGAAAAUAAGAACAAGAUCAGGAGAAGACAAAGUAAAGUGCAUGUAUAAACAUGAAGAAGACUUGCAGAAGGGACCUGGAAAAGAGUUAAGAGCCUCGGACAGAAGAUCACCAGGUUGAUGGGCUAUUUGGAAUUGACGGAAAUGACUGGCAGAACCCGAGACCAGGGAGAAGAGACGGUGGAAGAAUAUUGGAAAAAGUUUAAAAUCUAUAUAUGGAAAUAAUGUAAAAUUAAUGAGUGUUAGAAAAAUGUUGGAAGGGAAUUAUAUGGCUUUAGUAGAAAUAUUUUAAGGAAUUAAGUAUAAAUAAGUAUUAUAGUAUUAAUGGAAAAUAAGGUUAAAAUAUGUUAAGAUAAUUACAUGACAGAAAAUAGAGAAAGAUGGAAAGGAUUUGCUGAAACAAUUAAUAGAAAUGGAAUACAAAAAGGAGGUGAGAGGAGGUCGAUGAAACAAGGGAAUGAAAGAGAGGAUAUUGAGAUGGUAUGAUGUGUGUUUUUUUGAAUUGUUUUUGCUUUUGUCUUGUUUAAUGUGUUAAUGUUAAAGCUGCGUUCUGUAUUGUUUAUAUAUUGUAUUGUAUUGUAUUGUUUUCUCUUUUGCUUUUUUUUUCUUUUCUUUUUUCUUUUCUCUUUUUUUCUUUUUGUAAGGUAUAAAAGUAAUAAAUAUUAUUUUUUUUAAAAAAUAAAUCCUCCCUUUCUAGUCCCACCCCACUAUGCCCCUGGAACAUCCCUGUUGGGGGACUUACUGAGUCCUGAAUAGAAUGAGCAAGUUACAGUGGUGUAUCUUUGGCUAAACCAGGGUUGGGGACUUAACUGUAGCUGAACCACUGCAUGCUAAACUGCUCAUCGCAGAGGAUCUUGAUACAGGAUUGCCCCAUUAGUUGCAGACAUCUUUAAUAAGUACAGUUUCCCAAUACCUGUGGCAGAAUUAGUAUAUUAGGAAAGUUGGUUGUGCAGCGUGCAUACAAUUUUCAUCCCUUGCUGACCAGGAAAGCUACAGAUUACUGGGAAAAGCCUGGUUGUCUGAAACUAUCUAGAGAUAAACUAUCCAGAAAGAAGUUCUAUACCUGUAUGCUAGCUUUUAUUUUGUUGUUCAGCUGGGAAGUGAUAGUUGCCAUAUUAAUUUGGUCAAUAUAAAAAAAUGCAUUACAUAAGAUAGAAAAUCUAGUUUGAAAUUUUUGUUCUCCAGAGGUUUUUCCAAAAAUAUUGAAUUAAUUUCUGUAAUCCUACCCUCAUGUCUUAAAAGCAAGUCACAUUAGUUGUUAUCAAACACUGGCACAGCUAAUUGGGGAGAAGAAGAAAAUUCCUCUUUGGAACAGCAGGUGUUAUGAUAAAAGAGCCUAAAACAUUUUGUUCAAAACAACAAAACAGAACUAUUUGACAUUAUUUGUUGUGACAAAAUGUCACAAAGGCCUUUAUUCAAAAUAUGGGCUUUAUUUUUGCUUUUAAUUUUAUUCAUUAUGAAUUUUAUUCAUUUAUUCAUUAUAGCAGAUUUCGAUUGGCAUGACUGACCUUGUCAAUAUGUCCAAGUUUUACAACCAGUUCCCGCAAUCCCUUUCCUCUUUUCAACAUAAGGGAAAAUUAACCUUUUCUGCUUUUUCUAAGCAAUGAUAUGUUGACUUGUGGAACAAUAUCCAAAGACUAAGAAAAUCCCAUGAAUAAAUAAAACUGUUGAAGAUAGCCAAUGGAGAGAAUUUUAGAUUUCAUUUACUUGUACAAGUAAAGACAAAAAAUGGCUUUAUCAAGUACUUCUUGAAAAUUAAGCUUAUUUAAGUGUGGGACUGCGAAUACUCUGUCAUACCUGUCUUAAGCAAAAGAUUCAUUUGUUCAAAAGCAUUUAAAAUUAUCAUAUCUUCUGUAAAAGAAUUGCUAGAAAGAAGGAAAGUAAGAAAGUAAAUUCCUUCCUUCAGUGGUUCUGGUUUUCAGUUAUUUUAUUUCACAUUUGUCCAUAUCUCAGUUAUUGCUUACUCAGUUCACUUACCUACAACAUUUGUCUUAAGUCACAUCAGGGAAUAUUUGUUUGGGGUGUUUAUUCUUUCGUGGCUCUUUCAAAUAGGUAAUUUGCCGCUUGCGCUGAUCAAAGGAGGAACUUGCCUAAAUGAACUCAUCACAUGCUCUAGAAUCUUGUACUGUAUGUGACUCAGUCACAGGUAGUCAUGGAAUGCUAAGCGGUUACCCCUAUUGAAAACACUGUAUCAGCACAGUGGAUAAUGCUAUGCCAAAUGACUAUUAUUAUUAUUUUUAUUUCAUUGUGACAUAUAAUAAUAUGCAACAGUCAUACUAUUUGUUCCUGAAAUCAAAGGCACAGUAUGUCUCACAGGAGAGGUGUUCUCUUUUUUUCAAUAGUCACGUCUUCUAGAGCUGAACAAAGCAUUUUAAUGACAAAAUUAUAUAUCAUACUACAGGGUCGCACAAUAGACUAUGAGCUGCCAUUUUUGCCUUUUAUUUAUACUUAUUUUUGUUUCCUUUGCUUCAGUGAACCCAAAACAAAUAUCGAAAGUGAAUGUCUAUAUCCAUGUUCGUGAUGUUAACGAACAUGCGCCAGAAUUUUUGGAUUACUAUGAGACAUAUGUGUGUGAGAAUGCAGGUUCUGGACAGGUAAGAUGAAAAAGUCUUGUUGAUCUCUUUUCCUCCCUGCUGAGAUCUGCCAGUGCUCAUCCUUUCCUGGCUGCCUGAAAUCGUGUAAGAUUUUCUUAUUUGGACAGGUACUCUGGGAUGAAUGAUUUCUUUCAGUGGCAGCUGAUUUUAGUGGUUCAUAUCAUUGGAGUACUUCUCCUUUCCAGUCCACCACAGGAGGUAAAUGGAGAGUGAAGCCUUGCUUUGACCUCAGUCUUGUUGCAUCUCCUCAUCUGCAUUGCUUUCUGUUUCACUUUUGUUAUCACUGUGGGUGUUUGUUGACCGCUUCUUUGGAUGGCCAUGAGGAAAAAAAUCAGUCAUAUGAUCCUGGGUUUUUCAUCAGUGCUUGGCAUCCCUUUAGAUGGGUCAUUGCUCUGGACAGGUGUUUCAUUGUCCACUGUUGAAACUGGAACUUAUAUAUUGGGACAGGUAUGCAAAUUUUGAAGAAGAAAUGGAACUGGUAAAACUGUGAAAUGAGACAAAAACAGAAACUGGCUCUGUAAUUGAUCUGCAUUGUCUUCUUACCUUCUACCUGCUUCAUUCCCUGUCCUCUCAGUGCCAGGUUUCCAUAAUGCUUGUUUGUGUUGUUAAUAAGAGCUGUAGUCCUUUUCUUUCUAUGUGUCUGUCUGCCACCCUCCUCUCGUAUUCUCUCCUGCAAGCACAAUAUUACUGUGCAGGUUCAAAGUUGUGGCUGACAUUCAUCAGCUGUGAAACUGAAAUAUAAUGUCAUAGCUCAUUUUAAUCAGAUACAGUUGAUGAGAAUAGUUCACGUCCACCAUCACCGGCUACCAUUCCAAUUACUGUCACUGAAUCCAAGAGUCCCCUAGACUACUCACCAGAUAUCCAGAGGAGGUUGAAUCUAAUCACUAACAUGAAUCCUCCUAUCUUCUGUAUAUCUCCUGCUUAUGAUUCACUCAAACUUAGGACUAGCUACUCAGGAUGUUAAAGGGGUGGCUUGCAGGAAUGUCAGGUUUUUUUUAAAAAAUUGGAAUUGGAAUCAGGAUUGAGACCACAGUACAUAGAAAGGGGAGGUUUAACCCUUCUAUUUUGACCAGAAUCCUGGGGGGGGGGUCCACUAUUCAGUGGUUUAAACUUUUAAGAUGAGCCAGUCACUUUUAUGAUCAUUCUAUACCAGUUAUUUACCUCCUUUUGUUAAUCCUGGUGCAUGCCACCUUGGGAUUUUUUUAAUGAAACGUGGUAUAUAAAUAUUUUGAUUUAAACAUAUAAUGUCCUGUGUACUAAUCCUGUACUCCAGCUUCUAAUGGUUCACCAGCUGUAUCCAGUCUACAUCUGGGUCAGACUUUUUAAAGAAAGAAGUAAGAGCAGUAUAUUAAAGACAUACCACUUAGCAGCCUCAUGUUUAUCUUGUCUGCAAAGAGGGACAUGAUAAGAUCUCUCAAAUGCCUGUUAGCUUCCGCAGAAACAUCACCAGCAUCUCAUAAUAACCCAUGGUAUUGAAAGCUGAUGCACAAUGAGCAGAGAAUGUGUAUUGAUCACUCUAUAAGGGCACAAACCUCAUACGAGUGCCAUCGUGAUGAAAACAAGAAUUGUGGGGGCCCUAGAAACCAAUAACAAUGCUAUUCAGGUGAAUCAUAAAUGCCAAGGUCACCACACAAUACAUCAACAUUGCCAGACACGCAGCAGGUGGGCCAGAAAACUGCAGGUUUUAGACUGUCUAGUGUUCUCCCUUUUAAAAGGGUAGCACGUAUAUUUUCAGUCACUGUGCCAGCUUCUUCCAAGCAAAUCCUUUCCUAGUGUCUAAAUAAUGUGAAAUUGGGCCUUAUGAACAGCCAGGAGCAUGUCCCAUUUCAUGUAUGCUCUUCCUGACCAAUUUCUGAAGAGGAGAAAUAAUGUGAACUGGGCCUUCAUAGGUUGUGUGCUCAAAUAGAGGGUUUGUUUCACACUGAAGACUAAUUCCCUAGUGAAGGGGAUAGACUCAAGCCCAGUGGCAACUGAUGUGCACUAGACCUGUUGGGACUUCUAAGAGGUCAUGUGGUGUGGCAUGUGAGAGGUCACAGGGGCAUAGCCAGGUACUCAGUUUCCCCCCUUGCAAAUAUAUUCCAGACACUUAAGAAUUGCUGUUUAUAAAUAGGCAGCACCUAACCAAACGGAAAAAUGUCAUAUAUAUUUUUCAGAAUUGUUCUAUGAUGGGAAAGAAAGUUGUGUAACAUCCACCUGUUCUGGUUCUUCUCAUUUCCUUCUUCUUUGCAGGGAAACCGUAGAGACUUAAAACAUUGUUGUUUCAUCAAUACUUAGCACCUAAAUGAGCAGUUGUAUAGGGGUAAGCAGGGUUAAGAUUCAGUGGAUGUCUGGUUGAGUCAGGAGGUUCUGGAAAUUUGUCCAGAACCUCCUGGUUUGGUCAGACUAAGCCCUGGUUGCCCUACCUAAUGGAACAGCAUCUACUGAUAUUUCUCCAACAAUAUCUCAGCACUGAUCCUGACCAAAUAUAUGAACCAGGGCUAAGAUUUCAUGAAGCCCUCUACAUAGUUGCUUCAAGCCCCCAAACCCAUCCCGAAUGGAAAUAAAGACACAGUGGAGACAGAAAUUAGUUUAAAUGUUAAUGGGCAAAUUUUGGCCACAACUUUAUUAAAAUACACAAAUGUGACUGGCAUUGGCUUAGGCAUUGGUAUCAAACUAUAUCUGGCUCCUGCUCCACCCUGCAGGAAGUCUGGAAGGGUAAACAACCAGCAGGGGGAUCUCCGUCAGUGUAUAUUGACUGGUGCUCACCCCUGGGGUUUCCAGGGGUCCUGGCAUGGCCCUAGCCCCUCUCGGACGAGCUCCAGACCCCCAGAUUCCUUUAAUGGAAUACCCUAUUCAUUGGAGGGGCAGGUGAUGGCCACACCUCCCCUCCCCACAUUACCCUAAACCAAUGCCUAACUGCCAAACCUUACAAAGUUGUGACAAUUGCAAAGAGGUAGGCAAAAACCAAGUGGCCACAGCCAAUCUGCCACAUUGGAAAAAAUUCCUACCUGGCCCCCAUUCCAAAAACAGGCAACCAACCGAAGUCCAAAGCAAGGCCGAACACAACCUAAUUAACGGGUGGGUGGGUGUUCAGCAGGGCAAAGCAAAGGGAGGUCCCUAUGUCGUGCUGCCAAAUAGAUACCCCCAACUCCCAACCUUACCACGCUGCUAAUUGGAUAAAGGCCAUUGGCAUAACUGUGGCACCACUGGCUUGGAGCGGGGCAAGCCCUGCCCACAAGCUGGUUAGGGAAGAGUUUCAGGGCCGAGCACAACAUGGACCCUCUGUUAGGAGGAUCCAACUUACCUUAAAAGUAAAAAGAGAUUCUUUGUUAAUGUGGCUUACAUCUGUUCAAUCCAAUGUAGGAGAGUCCAUUUGUAAAAUUCCCAAUAAAAAUCACUUCCAUAGAAAUUUUGUUUAGUAUUUAUCAAGAUUCUGGAAGGAAAGCUGCAUUUAGUAAAGUGAUUGCAUCCUCUUUUUGCCUUUAUUGUGACUUUUGGGUGCUCUUGAACUUUUUGAUUUACCCUCUGGCAAUGGGUCUCUCUCUAUAUGUAAGUCCUUGGGACUAUCAUAUGAAAACAUAACUUGGUAAUAAAAACUAAAUGUAAAAGGAGAUUGAUUUUUCCAUAACUCUAUCCAUCAUGCUUACCAGACACUUUAAAUAGAUUUCCAUUAUACUUUUCAUGUCAGUGCUCCACACCUUCCACAAACCCAGGCAUCGGCUGCACAAUAGCUGACUUUUUCUUACACAAACCAAGUCCAGCGCACUCCUAGAGUUGGAUUCAUUGGUCUGUAAAACACUUCAAAACAGGAUGUGCAUGAAAGGAACUCAAUAAAAUGAAAGUCUAAUCCUUUGAUAGCCAUCAGAUGUAACAGAAUAAUACCAGUAAAUUGUGUGUUACAUUUACAUGAAUUUACACUGCCUCUCUUCAGCUCUCAGAGCAAACUAUAAAAGCCUGGGAAAUAUGAUCAGAUUAAAACCUGACAAAACAAAGAUCUUUUUUAAUUAGCUCCACACUGUACUUUAACUGAUUUAUUAUUCCCUGUCAUUUCUAUAGUUCUUAAAGUGCAAAGUAAUUAUGCCAUUCACCUACACAACACACACAUGUAAGACUCCCAUCUUAUAAAUUAUGCUGGUUGCUAAGAUUCUCAUUUGAUAGAUGCAGGGUUUAGGUCUUUCCCAAGUCCUUGUGCAGCAGAACUUUGAAUUAACAUCCAAACAACCUGUAGAGUAUUUAUCGCUUAUAAACUGCUCCUAAGGUUCAAACUACAUGCAGGGGUCACAAACUUGGAUCUGCCUAAGUGGCAGAGUGUGUGAUUUAAAGUACCAAGCGGAGAAAUGGGUGAGACAGAGUGAAGGAACAUGCACACAAAACACACCAUUUUACUAUGUACUUUCCUUUCCCAGGUUACUUUUUUUCUAGUAAAAUGUCUCAUAUCUGACCAGAACUAGGAUAAAAAUGACUUUGGGGUGGACUAAAUUAUCACUUGCCCUUUCCUUUAACAUGAUCAAGGUAGGUUUGAGUCUGCUGUUAUUUGGAGACACAUGUCUUUGGCUCUCUAGUCCGUUCUGGGAUAAGACUUGCCGCAGUAAAGCAUAAACGUUCAGGACAGAGCAGUUGUCAGUUUGCAAAUAAAUCCUAUUGCUUUUAGUUGUGCUUACUUCCAAACAAGGGUGCCAGAAUGGCGGCAAUAUAUCCAGCAAUAUAAAAGGGGACCAAAUUUAUCUUAGACGCUACAGCAGAAUUAAUCUGACUCAGUCAGAAUUACCACAACCUGGUUCUGACCUAAAAAAGAUUGAAACGUUCUGCUUCAAAUGUGUUUGUAGACAAGUAAGUAAGCAAGCCGAGCAACAUUUGUUAUUGUGUAUUAUAUGUAGGGCUGAGCCAGAAGGGAGUCUCUCUCUCUCUCUCUCUCUCUCUCUCUCUCUCUGACACACACACACACACACACACACACACACACACACACACCUUUGCUAGAAUUGGAAGAAGUAAUACACUUUCAUCAUUUGUUCAGGAUAAAUAAAAAAAGUUUCAUUUUUGAUCCCUGAUAGUUUGUGAUCCCUGAUUGUUUAGGAUUGUGCAAAUGAUUUGUACAGUGAGCAUUGCUUAAAUGACCUUCAUUUGCCCUUAGGGAUGUCAGACAAUAACCCAAAAAGGUUGGCUGCCUAGUAUUUUGGCAUUCAAUACAUGAUCCCAGAUGGCUUGGAUUACUUGCACUGGAAUGAAAUGGGGGGGGGAGAGAUAUGGGCAGCAAAUAAGCUGCAAAGUGGAAUGCUAAGGUGAAUGUUUUGAUUAGCCAAUAAAAAAGGAACACAGAUUAUGUGGGGCAUUGGUCCUCAAACCAUGGAUUUCAAGCUGAAAAAGAAACAUGAGGGACACCUGUUGUUGUUGUUGUUGUUGUUGUUGUUGUUGAUGCUGUUGCUGUUACCAGUCACAUUUUAUAACUGUUUGAUUUCAGGGCCAAUUUAAGCAUUAUGUUAUUGCUCUUUAAAGCUCCCAAUGGCUUGUAAGCAGUUUGUGUGCCCAGGCUGAGACCCCCUGACCCCAUGCGACACCUGGGUGGAAUAAUGACUCGUGACAACGUGUUAUGGGAUUAAAAUUGGCCGCAACUUUAUAAAACUUUCAGAUGUAGGAAGACCUUGGCUUUGGCACUGGGUGUUUAUCCCUCCCAGUCCCCGUCCGGGGAUCUGGGGCACAUCAGGGUUAACCAAUCUGUCUGGGGAUUGGGCUGGCUUUGGAAGACGUAUGUUUAAGCAGAGAGGCCCCCUCCCCAUUUCACCACAACACAGGGGAGUGCACUGACAACCUUUCAGCGUAUGGCCAGUGACUCCCCUCAACACAACCCCUUUAAUGGGGAACCCUGGGAUUGCCACCAUGGGGGGGGGCGCAUGUGUGUCACCGCUUCACACACACACCAUUUAGGGAAGAUAGAUUAAAGGAUUCCAGCCAAGGCCUAAAACUGCCAAAGUUGUAACAUUUUGCUACGGGGAAGGCAAAACCUGCCAAUGCAGGGGAAAUUCCUUCCCGGUCCUUUCAUGGCAACCAUUGUAAGACUGCAGCAGCGCUCGCAUACCUGUAAAGAAGAAGCCAACCUGCAAUAAAAGGCCUAAAUGAAGGGAGGAUAGGGUGGGUGAAGCUCUGGAGCCGACUGAGAGCUCCCAGGUAGGCUCCACCCUCUUUUAUGCUUAAAGAGUGGACCCUGCCCUCACUUGGUCCGCUCCCCUGGCUCCGCCUCCCCAGUCGUGAUUGGUUAUUUGAACCGAGGUUUGGCGAGAACCUCAAGGUUCGCGACUUGGGGAGGUGGUCCAGAAGUGCUCUGCCAGAAGUCACAUAGGAUCAGGGGUACUGGGCGUGGGCACACAAAAGGCGCCCUCCGUUUGAUGUGGAGAGCGGUCAUUAUUGGAAGAACUGCUUACAUCCAUAUGUACCUGACCAAACUUGUUUAUCACCAUAUGUUGCUAGUUUACUAGUGAAAAUGAUUCAGUUUGUAAGUAACAUGGAUCAAGCCUUCUUCGUGGUGGCUCUGUUUUGCCAGAGUGCCCUCUACUCUCUCCAUUGCCUUUUACGGUUUUCGUAAAAACUUUUUUUCAAAAAUUAGUUUGCAUUGGGAUGAUUUUGUAGUUGUUUCAUCUAAUAACUGGUUUAUCUGCUGCUGUAUUUUAAUCAUUCUUACUGCUAUUUCAGAUCUUGAACUUUUAUGUAUAGUGCAUUUUUUAAAAACCCAGCUUGAAGACAGUAUUCAAUGUUCUCACACCCUUGGAGAGCAUGAAAUCCAUGAAAAUGGUUUUUUAUAAAAGCAUUUAUAUAUUAUCCUCUCAAAAAAUAUCAGGGUGGUGCAUAUCAGUACACAAACCUUUAAAAAAACCCUUUAGAAGUAUUACAGAAGAAUCAUUAAAAUGAGUGGCUACUCAAUAAUUCUUUUAAUAACCAACAAAAGAAAAUAAUAACAACAAUAAUAAUAGUAGUGUAUCCCUGCUAUCUCGUGGACAUUACAGUUGCUUUGCAUGAAGGAAGAAUAAUAUUUUUUUUCUGAGGGUGAGAUACUAUGUUUACUUGUAUCUUUCUGAAAUAAUACUGUCCUCUCUAAUACAUAUUUAUUCUGGCACAAAUACCUGCAAUUUGUGUAUCAUCUGUGAAUUGACUUUGAUGCAGCAAUUUACUUGACCAUUUACUUAUUAGCUCGUAAAGUGGCUGAAUGUGUAUUUUGCACUUUGAAACAGAGAUAGCAAGGCAAUACAUAUUUACCCAGCACUUAGCAUAAAAUAAAAUAGUCAGCAAUUACAGUCAAAGUGAAAGCUACUUACUUGACAUUAGUUCUCUAUAAAAGAGAGAUAAUGCUACAAAUGCCAGGAAAAAUAACAGCUUGAAUAUAAUUCAACCAUUUUUUAAAAAAUAUAUAACUAGGGAGGCAUUCUGUAUAAAUUAAAACAAUAUUGAUAAUCUAUAUGUAGUGGAUCAAAAAAAGAAAAAGAAACAAUAAGUGAAAAGUAUUGGAAAAUGUCAGCAGAGACCAGUUGUUUUAUUUACAUGCACUUCUAGACCAUGGGAAAUUUGAUCCCUAAUUGUGAAAUUCCUACCUGUUUUUAUGUAGGAAGAUGAGAAUGAAGAUAAUAUUUUAUAAAACAAGCAAGGGUCCAUAUGAACAAGUAGAACAUGAAACAAAAUGCUGCAGACUGAAGUGCUAUUAUUCAGAGCAGGGAUAGAUUUAGGGGAGUGUAACCAGUUUGGUCACUGUAGGCGAUGUCACAACCAUUUUUGCCAUUCCACUGUUCUUCCCCUUUUGGGGAUUCCCCCUCCUACACACCUUAGUGUUUUGCUGUUGUUUUUCUGCAAAGUUUGGAAUUUCCCCCAGACGUGCUAAUAUGACUCUCUUGUGUGUGGAUGUUGCAUCUUUGGCUAUCGGAAGAUCUACACAUUGCAACUGGCUUCACUAAGACUUUAUAGGAUUUGCCAGAAGACAGCAAGCCAUUUAAGGAGGGUGUUCAUCUGAAUAUGUGAGGGGCAAAUGGAGUCCUAUGGCUUCGGGCCAAGCUUCCUCACCCAACCUGUCCCCAGUGUGAAUGUACCUUCUGGCCAUGCACCCAGUGGCUGUGCAUUUAGGUUUAGUGAGGAAGGUACCCCACAGAGAUUCACACAGAAGACUCCUCCAGUUCUGAGAACCCUUAACAGCAGGCUUCCUCAAACUCAGCCCUCCAUAUGUUUUUGGCCUACAACUCCCAUGAUCCCUAGCUAGCAGGACCAGUGGUUAGGAAUGAUGGGAACUGUAGUCUCAAAACACCUGGAGGGACAAGUUUGAGGAAGCCUGCUUAACAGGUUCCCCAAAGGGUGUGGGAGCUGUAUUCAUCUAAAGCAUGGAUUGGCAAACUAAGCCCCGCGGGUUGGAUCAGGCCCGAUUGCCUUCUAGAUCCAGGCAGCCAGCAUAGUGCACAUGCAUGAUGGUUUUUGUGACUCAGCCAGGCUCGGGGGUCAAAAGUGAGAUGGGCAGCUGCUCAAGACAAGUCCCUUCUCUGUCUAUCAUGUGCGCGCAGCAAUCUUUUCUUCCGGGGUGGAGGGUGGGGAAGAGGGGAAAGGAGCCACAGUUCAGAUUUUCACCAUGGAGCUGCCGGUGACUGACCUCAGAAAGGGUAGUUGUGGUGGUAGGGGCUCGGAGGCGCCUCAGGAGCAAUGCCCACCAGUGUCUGUAGUGGCAGUGCUCCCCACUGGAGGAAGCGGUGAGCGCCUGGGCGGCUGCACUCCAAAGCAAUUCUGCGCUCUGCUGGAGAGACUGCUCGUUAGCUACAUGGUGCAAGCCAUGGAAAGGUAAAUAGCCACCACCUUGUAUUCCCUCACCUGGGGAAAAGAACGUUUUAGCUUGAGCGGCACCAGCCUGACUUAGCGUGGCCAAUGGCUUUUCUCUUCACCCAUGCAUGCACACACACUCAACAGGAAUGGCACACUUACCUCAGCCCCCCACCCCCCACCUUAUGAGAGAAAUAAUAUCUGUCAACACGAAAAAUGCAAAGGAAGCAGCAUGGGUGUAUGAGGCACCCCCCCCAAAAAAAAUAACAUUUGGGCAAUGUGGGGGUUGAUCCCAAUAAGUUUUUUUGCCAGAAAUGCGGGUCAUAGUCAUGGCAACAUAUAGUCCGGGCCUCCACAAGGUCUGAGGGACAUGCUACAAUAAUCUGAUUGGUGGAACCUCGGGGCCACAGGAUGGCGUCUGAUAGUUGUUUGUGACAAUAUAUUGGCAGCCAUCUUGAAUUUAAAGAAGUUCUUAUGUGGGAGUGAUUAAAAGAGAUGGAUAGAUCAUUCUGUUUCUGAUUUGUGUCAGUUUCACAUGUGUUAAUAUUUCUGUCCCAUUCCAUUUUUGCAUCCAUCUGCAUUAAAAUACAAAAACAAACGAUGAAUGUAUUGUUUCAGAGUAUAUCAGUUUCUGUGUGCAUUUUGUUUGUGUUUCAUCCUAAAGUAUAUAUUCUGUACACAUUUUGGUAUGUUCUUUGAGCUGUGAAGUAUAAUGCAAAAUUUGAAGUGCAAGAAAACGGCAGUUUGAGUCUGAGAUGUGAAUCAAGUAAAAAUCUUCAAGUCAAAUGAAAUCCUUGAACAUCACUAACCAUCCUUGAAAAGAAAAAUGAAGUGUGUUUGAAGCUCCCAUGUAAUGCUAAUGAAAAGGAGGCAGCUCAGAUGAACAGGGCUUUUUUCAGUGAAAAUCAGCCACUGACAAAUCAGCAAAACGGACCCUGGGAGAGACAGAAGGAAUAAGAAGUCAAAGCCCUCUACAGCUAUUCAGCUUGACCAUGCAAGGAUGAAGACAAGGGGCACAUGCACCACACUUGCCCACAGAAACCUCCCCUGCAAUUUUUGCCUUCCAAUGAGAUGACAUAAUGCCUAAGAAGGGUUCAAGUUCCUGUUGCAGUAGUGCACAGCUUCCCAGUUUGGAAAUUCAUUUUCUGUGGUAGCUACUGAUUUUAUCUUUACCUUUGGCUCUGGUGCUGAGAAAGAAAGUGGGAAAUGAAAGGUGAGAGGAUCACCCACUGAAAAAUAUACAGUGGUGCCCCGCAAGACGAAUGCCUCGCAAGACGGAAAAACCGCUAGACGAAAGGGUUUUCCGUUUUGGAGUUGCUUCGCAGGACGAAUUCCCCUAUGGGCUUGCUUCGCAAGACGAAAAUGUCUUGCGAGUCUUGAGAUUUUUUUUUCGCUUUCCCCCCCCUUUAUCUAAUCUGCUAAGCCUUUAAUAGCCUUUAAUAGCCUUUUAGCAGCUAAUCCCCUAAGCCUUUAAGCCUUUAAUAGCCGCUAAACCGCUAAUAGCGCUAAUCCGUUAAGCCGCUAAUAGGGUUGCUUCGCAAGACGAAAAAACCGCUAGACGAAGACUCUCGCGGAACGGAUUAAUUUCGUCUUGCGAGGCACCACUGUAUGUGCAAGGUUGGAGAAUAAUUUUUCUCUCAAUACCCACGAAGUUUAUAUACUCUUCUCUCCUUCCCUUCCAACUGGUAGAGAAGGUUAGUAGUGUUAAGGAUGCAAUGGGGAAGAAAUUGGAUUAUUCAUCUGAAGUGAAGGCCAAAUUAGCUACAAGUUUUGAUGGGGAAGAGAUUCAGUGAGUUUGCAUUUUAACCAGACGUGCCUUAUUUGCACUUGCUGAAACAAUAUGCGAACCAAAGCACAACUUUGAAAUGUGCAGUUCUUUGAAUUUUGUGAUGAUCUUAUCCAACCAGGAAAUUCGCGCAGACAUACGUAUAUACUGUGCUCAAAAUAGCAUAUAUUUCUGGAAAAUAUACACUGCAUGAUAAAAUGUGCAUAUUAGAAAUGCACACUAAAAUGCUGGCAAUUUUUUUAUGAAGACUCCUUUAAAAAAAGAAAUACAUUAUGCCUGGCUGCAUAAAUGUGGCAACCUGAUCCCAAGACUGGAAAAAAUAUGAAACUGAAAGAAACUAUAGUUGACCAUUUUCUCCAUCCCCUGCCACAAUAAUUUCAAGGCCCUCUGGUUGUAUCAGACAGACUUCAAGCUGUAAAGAUUUAGUUUGCUUUCAAGGUUUUUAGGAGCUAGAGCUGCUUCCACUCAAAGGCUGACCUAAGGCACUUUUCUGCUGCCUUAGGUUGAGCAUUAAAGUCCUCAUCCCCGAGUCAACAUGCAGAAUACCCAAGGCCAGUCAAGUUACGCUGAAAGCUCCCCAUCCUCUAUGGCAGUACAAAUAUAAUCAUGAUAUCAAAUGCAGCUGCCUGAAGCAGUUGCUUCACUAUGUCUAAUGCUAGGGCUGACCCUUCUCUAAAGCCUGGAUUUUUACUCAAACCAAUUUCAUUUUUAAACAAUGACCAGGCAAGUUCCCCAGUUAGUAGUCUUCCCCAGUGACUUGUAGAUUGUUACAGUUUUCAGAUUAAUGAGCCUUGAUAUGACACAAUUCUUGGCAAUUAGAUUUCAGCACAAUCAAUAAAUCAACCCAUGCAAGCUUUCCAAAGCAAUAUCCAACUAUGUUACCUUUGUUUUAACAUAAAGCAUGAAGUCAUAUUAGACCAUGAUGCAGAAACAAUUAGUGCACUGUUUUCAUUUUUUAAAAAAGGAGAUGAUUGUUUAACUAGUGAACUGCUGUCUAUCAGGUAGUUUCAGACCAAAGUAGAAACGAUGUGGGAGAUCAUUAAUUGUUUUAAAUUUAUACUCCUCUGAAUCUUGUGAGACAAUUCUCUAACCAAAUAAAUGCUUACAAAAAUGCAAAUAUUCAGAGGAAAUUGUUCACAAAACCCCAUAUAUUACAUAAAAUACCAUGCAUGUCAGAGGAAAUUGCUUGUAAAAAUGUAUUUGUCGGCAAAAUUGCUUACAGAACUGUGCACAGGAAAAAAAUGCAUUAAACUGCUGGUGAAUUUUCAAGAGGAUUUUUUUUUUAAAUGCAAACUGAUGCAGAACACUUAAUUUGAGCCUUGAAAAAUGAGAAACUGGGUGGGGUGGAUGACACUGACAGAUGGUCCAUUCUUAAACCACACCCACUAUUGUUUCUGAAGGGGAAGAGGGAGCAAGGGGAGUUUGCCUACCCAAUCUGUCCAUGAGUAUUCUGCCACCAUGGAGUUGUAUCUAAUGUAAAGUUAAGUCAUUACAAGGAGCUGCUGCUACUGCUUGAAGAGACAGCUGACAAGUUGUAGUAGCUAGAGUUAGAGGACCUGCUGUUGCAAUCCUGUUAUGAUUAGAUCAGUAACUUAGGGUGUCAUAGGUGUAAUGUGAAAUAGUUUGUUUUUAUGUCAGGUUGAUGCAGAAGCUUGCAUCUCAUCCUAAGAACUAAAGCAGCAGAUGAUAGAAUCAGGCUGUUAUCAAUGAAAAUAAACAUUUAAAAAUCAUUUCUUUAAAAAACUCUAUUAGCCCAUCAUUGCAUUGAACUAUGGUUGUGCCAUAAUCACAAAGUAAUUUCUGUGGCUGUCUGUUGGCUUCUCUGACCCUGUACUUGGCAAGGCUGGGUUUUUAAGCCCCAAUUAGCCAUUAAACAGCAUUUUAGAAGACUUACCCUCUUAAUGAAAGAAAUGAACUGGUAGUGCAUUGAAAUGGCAAGAUAAUGUGGAGCUAAAAUAGCAAGAUAAAAAAUGUUGUCACUGAUAAUGUACAAUUUGCCCAAUGAUAUCAACCGAUAAUGGAAGACUCAAGUGUUCCCAUAAUCAAUCUGUUACUAUCUCAAAGAAUCAACAAUUCAGCACAUGAACUUGUCACAAUCUUGCGGUCACGGCAACUAUAAUACAUCACUUGAGUGAUGCCUAUGAUGUUUGUGGGCUGGAAGGAAAUAGGUUUUUGUAUUGAAGGAUGUGUUCAAAUAUAGAAUGAUAUACUUUUCACCUUGGAGAACAAAGGAAGGGCAGAAUACUUUAUACAUUAUUCUUUUUUUCCCCCCUUAUGGAAACUUUAUUUAACCUUUGCAUUUUCAAUUCCAGAAGCCAUUUGCAUUAGCCCACGACUUUAGUGCUUAUCUCCUCCCAAUCAAUACAAAAUCAAGUGGCAUAAUUGUAGGACAUUAGAAAAUCAACAAGCUCAACAGGCUUGUGUUAAGUGAUGUGCAUUUGCUGCUGCAGCUAAUACAUUUCCUGCCCUUCAGAGACAAGGCAGGGGGAUUUCAACCUUACUAAUUGAAUGGAAUGUCUUGCACGCAAUUUUGUUGCAUUGCUUUCAAAGGCAGCCAAUAAUAUUUGGUGCUAAGCAUAUUGUUUGCCAUUGUUUGCUUUUAGGUUAUUCAGACCAUCAGUGCAGUGGACAAAGACAAUUCUGUGGAGGACCAUCAUUUCUUCUACUAUUUGAAUGAGGAGGCCACAAACAGCUCUGGUUUUGCAGUCAAAGAUAAUCAAAGUAGGUAUUGUGUGCACAGCCCUUGAAAUAUUUCUGCAUAGAAUUAAUGCUCAAUUUGCCACUUUAAUUUUGAAACUUUCACUAGACCUGUUCAGACAUUCACCUUCAUGUGUUCUCAGAAAUUGUGGAGGGAGGAACUAGUUGUGCAUACCCUGUUUGUGCUGACUGCAGCCUUAGAUCUUGAAUCUAAAGAUGGAAUUUUCAUGUGUUCAUUUGAAUGAACUUAGAAUGAACUUAGAAAGCCCUUAGAAGCCUUUAUGCAGCUGGAAACCCUGAGCAAUUGUGGUUCCUGUUCACACAGAAAAUUCUAAACACGUUCAGCUGAAUGUGCAAAGUUUCUCCCUGCUGACCUUCCCACUCAGUUGCAAUAGUAAGAGCCAGUGUGGUGUAGUGGUUAAGAGCAGUAGACUUGUAAUCUGGUGAACUGGGUUUGUGUCUCCACUCCUCCACAUGCAGCUGCUGGGUGACCUUGGGCUAGUCACACUUCUUUGAAGUCUCUCAGCCCCACUCACCUCACAGAGUGUUUGUUGUGGGAGGGAGGAAGGGAAAGGAGAUUGUUAGGCGCUUUGAGACUCCUUCGGGUAAUGAUAAAGUGGGAUAUCAAAUCCAAACUCUUCUCUUCUUCUACAAUUGAGGGUGGAAAUUUUUUUCACAUGUAGACACUGGGGGGUGGGGGCAGUGCAUGUGGUCCUCUCUCCAUAUGUUCUGAGAACUCUUGAAAGCUAACAUCUGAGCAAGUCUAUUGUUCAUCCGGUAAAUAGUACAAAUUGUGGUGUAUAGCUGAGAACCACUGUGGGCCACACAACGGCUUAAUUUUCAGGAUUUAGAAUGCCAGGCUCAACUCAGAGCUCAGCUAUGAACAUCAAUGAUGUCAUUCUCUUUUAUUACCUCACAGGAAUAUUAAUGAGAUUAACUUGCUGUCUGUAAAUUUCUUGCUGAUAUGGCUGGAUAGUUAUCCAAUGAAUAAAAACACACCACAUACAUAAUUAUAUCCUAGUGUUUAGAACCUGGGCUGGUGUCUUCAUCUAAAACGAAUCUGCAGCAUACUCUCACAGUUAAUCAUGUCAAAGUUGUCAGGAACAGUCCCUUUCAGUCAUCCUGGUUUUGGUUUUACACCUGGAUAAUCAAGUGGUGUCUGUGCUUUGCUGUCCCUUUGGUCAGCUGAGGCUGCUGUACCAGCAGUGCACAUACCUUAGGAAAUUAAACCUGGUCUGUGUAAUGCACUCCACAUGGUAUUACCUCUGUAGCUGUUGGUGAAUACUAGCAAAUAGGGUCACUUUGCACCAAUACAUCUGUACUAUGUACCAGUUUGCUUACAGGCACAAUUCGUAGAGAUGGUGUUUACCGUUAAAGUCCUAAACAGCUUAGCCCAAGACAAUUUAGGGAGCAUCGCAUCCCUUAUUAUCCUGCCCAUUUCCUUUGAUUAGAAGAAAUGUCUCCUGUGGUAGAGGCAUAGUCGGUGAGGAUACAGCCUUCUCCAGACUGGUCCCAUAAUAUGAAAAACCAAUGAAGUGUAGUUCAAUACUGUCCCACCCCACACUUGCUGCUUUUUGCAAGGCAUCAAAGAAAGUUUUAUUCUAGCAGUCUUUUAAUUUUUGAAAUAGGCAACACUUUUAUGAUUUUUUUUAAAAACAACAACUGAUGAUGCUGUCUAUUUGAGGUUUUUAAUGAAAUUAUAAUUUUUAUAUGUUGCAAACUGUCCUGAGAGAUGUAUUUACACUAGAAGUAUGGUGUAUAAACACACUAAAAACAACACCACUCACACACACACAUAUAUAUAUAUAUAUUAAAAUGAAUAAGGAUGUUUGUGAUCAUUGGUUAUUUCAUGUGUUGAGCAGAAUAACUAUAGAGUGCUGGAGCCAUUUCCUUUUUUAAAAUAUGUUUUUACUGAGCUGUUGUAAAGCACAAUACUGAAGACAGCAUACUCAACAGUCAGGCACACAUUCCACAAGACACAAAUCUUAAAUACUUGUCAUCAGGCCAGGAAAGCAUUGCUUUAGGAAUUCUGCUAUGUCUGCUGUUUCUGAAACCUUUAUUAGGCAGUGAUCUCAUGAUGUCAUCCCCUCCCCAAUUUAGCUAUUUAUAAUUGAGCUACAGCUAAUAAGCAAAAAUUAAUCUGGCAUGCUUGGCUUUUAUCUAAUUAUAAGAAUGCAAAUAAAAUAACUCAUAGAUCAAAUAAAAUAUUCUAUUUAAGGUGCAGGAAGUUGAUAAGUUAUUGCUUCCAAGAUUUUUCAGUUCCUGAAUUCCUCCACCAAAUGUGGAAGAAAUUGGGUUUGUAUUUAUGGCAUAUCUAUCAUUUAUCUUCUGACAAAUUAAUUACACCUCUUUUCCAUAUCUUAAUGAUAAAAUAUAGUGCUGCUUUUUGCUGAAUGGGACAUAGAUCCCCACAAGCAUUUCUACUAUCAUAUUCAGUCUCCUCUUUUUCUUACUGUGUAGCUUGAGAUCAUUAUAAGAGUUCUGCUGGAUCAGAGCAAAGGCACAUCCAGUCAAACAUUCUGCUCACAGGAGGCAACCAUAUGCUUAUAGGAAGCCUGCAAGCAGGACCUGAGUACAACAGUGUUCUUCUCAGUUGUGAUUCCUAGGAACUGAUACUCAGAGGCAUAUUGCCUCAAACAGUGGAGACAGAACACAGCCAACAUGGCCGGUAACCAUUGAUGGCCUCCAACUCUAUGAAUUUUUCUACAGUUGUUUUAAAGUUGGUGGCUAUCACUACCUCUUGGAGGAGCUAAUGCAAUGGUUUCACUAUGCAACUUUCUUUUGUCUGUCUUGAAUCUUCCAACAUUCAGCUUCAAUGGGUGGCCCUGAGUUCUACUAUUAGAAAAACUUCUCUUGGCUUGCUUCUCCACACCAUUACCUUAAGCCUUCCACACCCUGCUUGAUCUUACCAUCUGCAAGUCUCCUAUCAAGGGUGGGUAUAUUUGCCCCCACCCAGGGACAGAAUAUUUUGUCCCUAAUAACAUUUGUGUUUAAUUCUUGCCAGCUAUAGUCACCUAAGUCUGUGUAAUCUCACAGAGGUAAGGGACUAUAGCCAGAGUCAUAUAGAAAUUAUAAGUCCUACCAGAGUCACUAUUCUUGGUGUAAAAAAAAAAGCCUAUUAAGCACUUACUCAAAUAAGCAACUAUCUGGGCAGUUGUAGCAGAUUGUUAGGAAUUGUUGACUUCUGAUUUAGAGGGGGUGGGGGAGAUGACUAAGGACUAAGGUGAUGCUGAAUUUCAUGAGGUUUCUCCUCAAGGGUCCUUCUCUGCAGCAAAUGAAACUGCAUUCUGACUUAGAAAGCCUAUAGAGAAGCAGCAAGGCAGAUUGCAGCCUCUUUUAUGCCAAUAGUCCAGGGCACUGGGAGACUGCACACAGUUCAGUGGCAGCAUCUUUAGCUUGGUUCUGGUGGGGUUGGUGGGAAUGGUAGGGUUGUUUAUAGAAAGUAAGGAUAGCAUGAGGAGAAAGAAGAGAUGUUCCUCAUCUUAUAGUUGUUUGUUGUUUAGUCAUUUAGUCGUGUCCGACUCUUCGUGACCCCGUGGACCAGAGCACUCCAGGCACUCCUGAUUUCCACUGCCUCCCACAGUUUGGUCAAACUCAUGUUAGUAGCUUCAAGAACACUGGCCAACCAUCUCGUUCUCUGUCGUCCCCUUCGCCUUGUGCCCUCCAUCUUUCCCAACAUCAGGGUCUUUUCCAGGGAGUCUUCUCUUCUCAUGAGGUGAUCUCACAGUACUAGGAGUCAACCAAUAAAAUUGAUUCAAAAGGAAGCACCGCUUCAUACAAUACAUAACAAAAUGUGCAGAAUCAAUGGUGAAAUGGUGCACUAUGACUACUAGCUUUGACAACGUUGCAAAAUGUUAGAUAAAAUUAAGGAUAGGGUGAACAGUAGCUGUUAGCCAGGACAAGUGGGCUCUACAACAAACUGUUGCAGAGUGGAGAGCUCCUGUUCUAUAAAGUUCAGCCUUGCCCAACCCAGUGCCCUCCACAUGUUUUGGACUCCAAUUUCCAUCAGGCCCAGCCAGCAUAGCCACUGGUCAGAAAUGAUGGGGAUUAUAAUCAGCAGUGGAGCAAAUGCCUAGGGAGGCGUGCAUACCCUAUAUCCAGGGGUGGGGCCAGCAGCCCGUGAGGGCAGGGCAAGUGGGAGCAGGGCACUCCACGGGGCCUCCAAGGUGUCUACCUUCCUCCUCAUCCAACAGCUGAGGAGAAGGUGGUGGGCAGACCGUUUGGGGCAGCGCGGAGCCUGUGGGUGCCCAAGCCACUGCAUCACUCACAGGAGAGAUGUGUGGCUCAGGCAAACUGCAGGCCCCGCAGUGAGUGCCGCCUGGCAUUUUGUCACCCCCCUCAGUGGUCAGCCCCUACCACACCCCCUUCCUCCACCCUGAUUAUAAUCAAACAACACCUGGAGGGCACAUGGUUGGGGAGGCUGAUGUAGAUGACAUUUAAGUAGAACUUCCAAGUUCAGGGACAGUAAAUCACUGAGGGUGGCCUAGUGCCUUCAUGCUCUUCCUGAUAAAUAUGGACUGGCUACUGCUGAAAACAGGAAGCUGGAUUAGGUAGUAGGAUACUAAAUUCUUUCCCUCUUAUGUAGAGCACCGCUGGCAGAUUCUUAUUCCAGCAGCUCUUUCACAGAUCUGCAGAUAUAGUGCUCUGAAAUAAUAAAAAACCCUCAGAACAAAAUCUCAAAAGCCAAUUUUAUCUCUUAAUAAUUGCUUUCUAAAUAUGGCAGAUUGUAGGAGUAAUAACUUCCCCAUUAUCUCUUAAACUGCCAAACACUGGUAGUAUUAGAAAGGGGAAGAGCGUGCAAGGGAGAGAGCAGGUUUUUAAAAUGAAGUGAAGAUUUAAUAUUAAUAAAAGCUUCUGCUUUGUAUUUAGUUCUGCUAAAACACAGUUAAAGACAAAGGCACAGUUCACAAUUAUUUAACUUUGUUUCUUGUUCCCCCAUUACACUGUUUUCAUCGAUAGACAGAUGACAUCAUAUGAAUGACUUUUCUGUGCUGCGAUGUUAUGCAGCAUUUGUAUUGAUCCCUUAGGCUGAGAAAGAAUCGUAAAGGGGGGACACCAAUCGAAACUAAUCUGAGGGGAAAACCUAAGUUCAACAGCUGAUGAAAUUGCAGGAAAGGAGACCACUUAAAGGCAGCCUUCUGAGACUUAGAAGAAGAGCUAUUUCAAAUUCAACUAAAGUAUACAUUGCUCAUAUUGACUUUGCUAAUUAUUUGAAUGUUCUGGCUAGGUGAAUAAAUCAAUACAGCUAACUUUUGGAAAGUUCACUGUAUUCUGAAUAAGAAAUUGCUUGGUUCAGAUGCUGCCUGGCCCACAAAAUAUGUGGCCUUAGACUAACCACUGCCUCUCAGCCUCACACCACCCAGGUGCACAUAAUACGAGUCUACCUUAUUGAGUUAGUACUGCAAGGGUUGCUGAGAUUAUGUAGGGAUGAUGAUGAUAGCGGUGCAUCUGAACUAUACAGAUUUUAGCCAAUGUGCAGCAUAAUCCUAAACACACUUAUGAGGAGGCAAGCUCCACUGAUCUGAGUGGGACUAAGUUGUCCCCUUAGCAUCAUGAUUUCCAACUUUCUUCCCCCACACCUCUUUAUCUGCACAAAAUAUGGCACAGUGUUUCUCAUAAAUAAGAUAUUCUAACUGAACAUGAAUUGUUGGACUUGGAAACCCAUAAGCAAUGUCAUGAAACAAAAUCAUAUUUUUUGUUAUUAUUUUUUAAAGAUAAUACAGCUAGAAUUAUCACCACACGAGGGGGAUUUCAUCGUCGAGAACAGUUUAUUUUUACCUUACCAAUCCUAAUUGCUGACAACGGAAGUCCACCCCUCACCGGCACAAACACUUUGACCAUCACUGUGUGCGAUUGUGACCACGAACCUAGUCUCCAGUCAUGCAGAUAUGGAGCAAUGCUCUUCUCAAUGGGCAUCAGUGUACAAGCUUUAGUUGCUGUUGUAGCUUGCCUACUAAUAAUAUUAGGUAAGAAAAACAAUCCUUUCUUCAUUUCAUAUUAUGUCUUCUUGGUUCCAUGGAUUUGUUGCCCAGAUCAUGGUCUGUAUUACCCAAAUUAAAACCUGACAGAACUCAUAUAUGAGUCAAUGGCACCCUUUUUUUAGACCGAGGACCAUACAGUGGUACCUCAGGUUUUGAAUGUCUCCGUUGAUGAACAUUUCAGUUUUUGAAUGCCGUAUACCCAGAAGUAAAUGCUUCAGUUUUUGAACACACCUCAGAAGUUGAAUGUGCCACGCAGCUUCCACUGAGUACAAGAUCCUGAGGCCUAGCUGUUGGCUAUUGAGUUUUCGGUUUUCGAACAUUUCAGAAACUUCCGGAAUAGAUUAUGUUAAAAAACCGAGGUACCACUGUAUUCACUUCUGGGCAAUCUCCUUAGAGCAAGAUGCCAGUGGUGGACAAGGCCAGAGGCAAAAAUAGCCCAGAGGAAUGAAUGUAACUUUUAUCAUUGUAUAAUAGGCUAGUUUCUACACACAUGCACAGAAAUACAUCCUCACUAUCCUUUUCCAGACAAGGAAGAGAGAUGAUUAGAAUUAAAGAAUGCAUUAUAGCCAGACAGCUGGUGUACAAAGUAGAACCAGUGAGGGGUGUGGGCUGAUGAGAUAACGCAUAGCCUGGGGAGAGUUCCAAGGUCCAGAUAGACGUGCCUGGAGGACUACACUUGACUCCCAGCCCUGAGUUUCCCUUACCCUAAUUUUCAACACCUUCAUGGUGAUUAUAUACUGGACGCAACCUGUGCUUUUGUAUCUGUGACAGUACUCACUGGUACAGGGUGCCAUCAUCACUUUCCUUUGCUACUAUGACAACGAUUUUGUGCUGGUGCAUAUAGCACUUUUAUCAAGAUAUGAGUACCAACACCUCAAUUUUUUAAAAAACUAAAAAAGCACCAGACACAAAACCCCAUUUACAAUAACUCAUAGACCCCAUUUAUCUACCCCAGUUCUAUAGACAUAUAUGUGCUCAUAAUACUACCAUGCUCAUGAUCCACACUCUUCCUAUCUCACCCAUGAAACCAGAGUCUAUAAAACUGGUCACACUGCAGUAGCAUCAAGAUUAGUAAAAAUUGUGUGUGUGUGUGUGUGUGUGUGUGUGUGAAUUUCUCAAGUAUUUCACCAGCACCACGCUUUUAUUUGUUUGCUUGGCAGUUUUUAUUCUAGCAAUUGUGGCCUUGAAGCAGCAGACAAAGCAAUCUCUAUUUCACAAGAAAGGAGGAGAAGCAUUCAGAGAAAACAUUGUGAAGUAUGACGAUGAAGGAGGUGGGGAGCAGGACACGGAGGCUUUUGAUAUUUCAGCCCUGAGGAACCAAACUGUCCUCAGAGAACACAAACCUCGAAGAAAUAUCACAACACAGAUCCAGAGCCUUUACAGGCAAUCUCUGCAGGUUGGCCCCGAGAGUGCUGUUUUCCGGGAAUUCAUUACAAUGAAGUUAGAAGAAGCCAACUCUGAUCCCGAUGUUCCCCCUUAUGAUUCCCUUCAGAUAUAUGCUUUUGAAGGUACUGGGUCAGUGGCUGGAUCGCUUAGCUCCCUGGGAUCAAGUUCUUCUGAACAGGAUGAAAGUUAUGACUAUGUUCCUGAACUGGGAUCUCGCUUCAAGUAUGUAAGAAGCCCCUGGGGCUCUGCAAAGAGGGCAAAGCCAUAG